AUGUCAGGAAAGUCGGAGGAAAAGACAUUUGUCUGCCCUGGCUGCCAGAAGGGCAACUUUAAAAGCCUCCACGCUGUGAAAGUUCAUUUUGAAGCCAAGGGUCACCCACUCAAAUGUGUGCCAUGUGAUCAAUCCUUCGAUGUCCUGAAGUUAUUACUCAACCACUGCAUGGGACAUGCGAAACUGCCCGAUUCAGCUCCUAAGCGUUUGCAGAAGCAAGAUCAGGGCCCCGCUCCCAAGUCUCAAUCGAAGCCUGUGGAUGCACUUCCAUCGCGCAAAUCAAAGAUGGGCCAGCAGAUUCAGAGUUCAGAGACCAUACCCACGCAAGCUCCUGGAUACAACCAACAUCAAGAGCAGAGUGUUGAUGAUUCUAAAUUGCAGCCCGCAAAGCAAGUGGAGCCAAAACCGCGCAAGGCAAAGAAGCCCAAGCAGACUCAGAACCAGGAGACACAGGAAGCCCCUGCCACUCUUUCAGGGAAAUCCGCAAACAGAUACGCUCCAAAUUUCAUCAAGGGCCAGGACCUAUCUUCCGUCAAGCCAGUAGAAUCGAAGCCGAAGCCCGCGCCAAUUGAGCCUCAAACUCGCCCUCAGAAGCCCGGCAAAGGAAGAGACCGUUCAAAGGCGAACAAACCAGUAGAGAUACUAGCUCGGGCGCAACCUGCGCAACCUCAGCCACCACUGCAUUCUGUGUUCUCAGGCGAUCCCAAGUCUCGAGGGGACCCAUCUUUCAGUUUCGGUGACACACUUCUCGAUACUUCACAACGUGAACGUGAAGCUGCUCGGAACUUGAUCCAAGCAGCCCAGAACGAGAACUACCGCACAUCCCAAAAUGAGAAUUACCAUGUCACUCUCGAGCCACUGGAACAGAAUUUGAUCUUCCGCUAUCUGUUGGCUCGCUGUCAUUCAGACACCCGCUUGGCUAAACAUGGCUAUACCUUCCAACCCAGUUUGAAUGAAGCUCAUAAGCGCCCAUCAAAGCAGUGUCCUAUCAAGCGGGGGCUGUUCCGCGAAGUGCCCCGGUGGUCCUCGGACAACUUGGCGAAACGCCGCGCAAUUGUGCUCGACUGCGAAAUGGUUCAAGUCGAAGAAGGCCGUCGAGAACUGGCAUUCCUAAGUGCAAUUGACUUCUUAACUGGUGAAGUGUUGAUCGACAAUUACGUACAGCCCAAGGCGAGGGUCGUGAACUGGGACUCUCGGUUCAGCGGCGUUACACCCGGCGCCAUGAUCAAAGCUGUCAGGAAGGGAACGGCUCUGAUGGGCUGGGAAAAUGCACGCGCCAAGCUUUGGAGUUUCAUGAACAGUGAUACUGUCCUCAUUGGUCACUCGCUGAACAACGACCUAGACGUCUUGGGUAUGAUCCACUGGAACAUUGUCGAUUCGUCUAUUAUGACCAGUGAAGCUGUAUUCCUCCAGCUGCACUCGGGCGAACAGCUUACCCGCACAUGGGGCCUGAAGACUCUCACCCUGGAGCUAGUGAACUACGAUAUCCAAGUCGGCAAACAAGGCCACAGCGCCCUUGAAGAUGCUCAUGCCACACGAGACGUGGUGAUUUGGUGUAUCCGAUACCCAGAGCUCUUGAAGGUUUGGGCCGACAAUGCCAGGGAAGAGGAGGCCAUGCGCGUGCUUGAACGAGAGAAACGAAUGACAGACAGAGAGCAACUUGAGGAUCAGAGACGAUUGGAAAUGGAAUACAGAGUUCAGGCUCUGUCGCAAGGCCUCAGCGGUAUGACUGUCGCUGCGUCUGUCGCUGCGUCUGUUGCAGAUUCAGAUGAUGACCCGGUGCCUACGGUGCGCACCGACUACGCUAUGGCUCAAGCAGUAGAAUUCUUCUGA
Messenger RNA from Penicillium salamii, 1833 nucleotides. Lineage: Eukaryota; Fungi; Ascomycota; Eurotiomycetes; Eurotiales; Aspergillaceae. The record is from the annotation of a GenBank genome assembly.